AAGCAAACACGCACAUCGUAUCACGCGGAAGCCGAUUAAAUUCGAUGGAACACACUAUACUGAGUUUAACCGGACAAUUCAGACGUUCGUCAACAGGACGAACACCUUUCCGGAUUUUUUCGACGUGCUGAAAUGCUUGCAGCACUGUAACACACAGUACGGGUACAGGAUGCGGCGGGAAGAAAUGACAAAGAUUGCCCAGGAUGCGUUCAUCAAGAUUGGCAAGCUGCUACAAAAACGACGCAAGACUGAUCUGUACGAGAUGGUGUCUUACUACAGUGGAACGGACAAGGACCCGGCAGUGGUAGACAAGGGAUUGCAUGAGAAACUGGAGGAGAAUAAGAAGCACUAUGGGAAAAUCGGAGACAUUAUCGACAAAUUCGCCAGGGUGCAAGACAACGAUACGGACGAGGAAGGUGAGCCUAGCCAUAGUUUCAAAGCCAUCUAGUAGCAAGGCAGAGACGGUCGUUAGUAGUAAGGAUACAACAGGUGAUUCCAAGAAAGCAACGUUCCUGCAUCAUCUUCUACGAUAAGUCAGUUUGAUACGUCCUCCGAAGACCCUCCAGUGGUGGUCGAUCGAUCUAGUUCUACUGCUGAAACCACAGAAAAAGAAAA
Molecule: messenger RNA, 615 nt
Organism: Aedes aegypti (yellow fever mosquito)
Lineage: Eukaryota; Metazoa; Arthropoda; Insecta; Diptera; Culicidae
Product: death domain-associated protein 6-like
Exons: 2
Coding region: 170-448 (92 amino acids)
Molecular function (GO): histone binding
Source: RefSeq, a predicted model, not a curated record